AUGCUUCUCACAGGCGGCUUCAUGCCCUAUUUGCCAAAUUACAUCUUCAAUUUUUUUGGGUUUCGAUGCUUACCUUGUGGGAUUCCGGUUUUGCAAUUUUGGAUCGUCCCUAGUAGUGCUUCUUCAUUGGUCGAGACCGGUUUCUUAGGAUGUGAUUCGGUGGACAAAUAUGGAGUUUUCGAUUUUGGGUUUUUCUUAUUUGUGGCCUACUAUACUCCUCGGCACUCGUGUUUGCACGGGUGGGUCGGCAUUUAUUUGACACGCAUCAACCGUCCAUUCUUUCCUCUUCCGUCUAAACUCUACACCCCCACCUCACCACCAUCCACCACCCAUAUAACACCAACACCACCACCCUACCACCACAAUUCUUCACCUUCAACGUUCAAUCCUUUCAUUCAAUCUGGGUUUACUCGAUCUUGA
Lactuca virosa is the source of this 420-nucleotide messenger RNA. NCBI's taxonomy places the organism in Eukaryota, Viridiplantae, Streptophyta, Magnoliopsida, Asterales, Asteraceae. The record is from the annotation of a GenBank genome assembly.